UGGCAUUCGCCACAUCCUGAUAGUUGGUUGCUCUGGAGGACAGCGAGUUGGAAGACUAUGCAUGCCAGGAAUCCGUAUCGCGACCCGCCAGACUUUGUUCUCCUCGCCGACGCGUACCCGCCACUCAAAUCAUGCCUCAUCUUUACGCCGGAGGGGAGAGCUACAAUCGACUUUAAGAACGAACAAUCUCAAAGGUGACCCCGUCACUCACGAAUACUGGCUGGUACCUCACUCUUUAGGUACUUGGCGCAGACGUCUGACAGAAGCCCUGCUGCAUCGUGAUUUCGGACUGCGAGUAACGAUACCAGGCGACCGACUAUGUCCCCCGGUACCUAACAGACUGAACUACAUCCUGUGGUUGCAGGACAUCGUGCGCGAGACGUCUGAUAACCCAGAUGGUCUGGUCCGCGGCAUCGACAUAGGGACCGGCGCCUCCGCCAUCUACCCCCUCCUCGCGUGCCGGCUGCAGCCCAACUGGCACUUUGUCGCAACAGAGAUAGACCAGGCGUCGUACAACCACGCGCUCGCCAACGUGCUCGCCAACGGUCUCGCAGACCGCGUGCAAGUGGUGCGCGCAUCGCCAGACGCGCCUUUGCUCCCGCUGGGUUCGCUACCGGACGAUACCUUCGAUUUCACGAUGUGCAACCCCCCGUUCUACGCGAGCAAAGAAGAGGUGGACGCGUCCGCGGGCGGGAAGCUCGCCGAGCCCAGCGGCGUAUGCACCGGCGCAGCGGUGGAGAUGAUCACGCCCGGCGGGGAGAGCGCCUUCGUGCGGCGGAUGGUCGACGAGAGCUUGGUACUCCGCGAGCGAUGCAGGUGGUACACGUCCAUGCUCGGCAAGCUGUCCUCUGUGACCGAAGUAGUCGGGCACCUGAAAGCCAACGACGUCCCCAACUACGCACUGACCGAGUUCGUGCAGGGCCACACGCGGCGGUGGGCCGUCGCGUGGUCCCUCGCCGACAGGCACCUCCCCGACGAGCUCGCGCGCGCGCGCACGCCCGCGCUCGCGCACCUCCUCCCCGCGCGCACGGCGCUCCGGCAGCCCUUCCCCCACGCCCCCGACGCCGCGGCGCUCGCCGCGGCGCUCGCCAGCAUCGACGGCGCCGUCAUUGCGCAUCGCGCGCACGAGGCGGAGGCGGAGGUGGAGGUGGAGGUGGGCAGGGACACGUGGUCCCGCGCCGCGCGCCGCAAGCACAAGGAUCGGCGCGCCUCCGCGGGCGGCGGGAUGCGUUGUCGACUCGGGAUGCAGCGGGACGGGAAGGAAGGGGGGGCAGGGAUGGUGCUGGAGGCGCGGUGGGUACGGGGGCGGGACCGCGCGCUGUUCGAGAGCUUCGUGAGCCACGUGGGGCGGAAGGUCGGCGCUGCGCUGGCUGCGCGCCGGGAGAGUGCGCUCGCGCAGCACGCCGGGAGGGGGAGCUAGAGCGGGGGCGGAGAGUGCUGGGGAGGGAUGUAUCAGGCGAACGGGCAUCGGUGGUCAGAAAGCGGCGUUGCCGAGUCCAUCGGAAGAUGUGUUGGUCGUAUACGCAUGAGGUCGUUCACGGACGUGAUGACGUGGCUGGUUGACGCUCGGGUUUGAAUCUUCAGUUGGUACAAUACGCUACACCGACCGCUGUGCUUGAUUGCGAGUCAAGUUGGCCCAGAUGAGGAGAACGUGCGAGCAGUGUGUAUUGCGAUCCGGCCCAGUGUGGCAUGGAAGAAGCUCGGAAUAGAACAAGAGAGGUGCGUGCGUGUGCAGAUCACAGAGGCUGGCAGGCUUAUCUCCUGGGCGCGGAGCUGUGGCGGG
Molecule: messenger RNA, 1783 nt
Organism: Gloeophyllum trabeum ATCC 11539
Lineage: Eukaryota; Fungi; Basidiomycota; Agaricomycetes; Gloeophyllales; Gloeophyllaceae
Exons: 10
Coding region: 62-1420 (452 amino acids)
Biological process (GO): rRNA base methylation
Cellular component (GO): nucleus
Molecular function (GO): 23S rRNA (adenine(1618)-N(6))-methyltransferase activity
Source: RefSeq, a predicted model, not a curated record